Laetiporus sulphureus 93-53 is the source of this 2209-nucleotide messenger RNA. Its product is annotated as phospholipase D/nuclease. Lineage: Eukaryota; Fungi; Basidiomycota; Agaricomycetes; Polyporales; Laetiporaceae. The record is from RefSeq and is a predicted model, not a curated record. Gene Ontology annotation, molecular function: catalytic activity. The transcript is spliced from 8 exons. The coding region runs from base 75 to 2021 and encodes 648 amino acids.
CGUCAUCACAGGGAGCCUAAAAUGAGCACAACAAUAAUCCCGAGAGCUCCCACUUAUCUCUCAUUUCCUCAACCAUGGUCUCGGAACGCGUAUACAACCUAACUCACUCCGAAAAGACACUCACCGCGGCCUAUGCGGCGUCGCCCGACUCGUCGCCUGGCGAGCUGGUCAAGAAGGUGUACGAGGCGCACCACCAUGGGGUACAUGAGCCCGGCACGACGGGCGGUAUCUUCGCCACAGCGAAGAGCAUGCUCAAGACGGGCAAGACGCCCGAAGAGAGCAGAAAGGUGACGAGAGAGGACGAGCCAUCCAAAGAGGACCUCGAUCGGGCAGCGGAGUGUGGCGAGUUCGGUGCGAGGCCAAGUGAUUUGUUCUUGAAGAUCUACCAUGACGUGCUGAAGACGCUCGACGUCGAUCCAUGGGCAGGGUCCGUCUCCCCACCUCUGCUGGGCUCAAGGGGUGCAGUGUCAUUCACCAUCAUCUCUGUGAUCCCAGACAUUAUCCAACACCACUACGAUUGCAUCAUCAAGGCCGAGCAUGAGGUGUUCCUCGCUACCAAUUUCUGGCAAGCAUCAAAGUCCGCGAGUAAAAUCUGUGCUGGGUUCAUCGAGCUCUCGCGGCGUGCAGAAGUACGCGGGAAGAAGGUUGUCGUGAAGAUGAUGUACGAUCGUGCGAACUUAAAGAUGCUCACGGAAAGCCACCUCUACGUGAAGGAGGAUGAGUGGGUGAAAGAUGAGGUGAAGCUGCCCCGGCGGAGCGAGAUGCCGUGGGUGGACUUUGAGCUCGUGAACUUUCAUCAACCAGUGCUGGGGACGUUCCACAGCAAGUUUAUGAUUGUUGAUCGCAAGAUGGCGCUCCUGUGCUCGAACAAUAUCCAGGACCGGCCAAACUUCGAGAUGAUGUGCCAUCUCGAGGGUCCCAUCGUCGACAGCAUGUACGACAUGGCGCUCGUGAGCUGGCACAGGGUGAUGCACCCGCCGCUGCCGCUGCUCGGGCGUCCGUGCACUACUCCCGAGGAAGGGUAUAAGUUCGGCAUGGAGAACGAGUAUGCGACGACGCACCUGCUGGAUGGGAAGAAAGGUGAGGAAAUAUAUAAACAAAUGGUUGCGGAGGGGAAGGUCGCGCACGACCAGGACGAGGCGGCGACAUCGGAGGAGAACAAGGGCGAGCCUGGGGAGGUCAAGCCGUUCAUAUCUGGGAAAUACCAGACUAUCACCGACCACAUCAACGCCGGAGACCAGUCGAUGCUCGCGACGGUUACGUACGACCCGAUCACCGACGAGGAGUAUACCCCGCACAUCCUGCAUGCCCCGCAUGCCGAGGUGCCCAUGGCGCUCGUGAACCGCCCGCCAUACGGCAGGCCAGGCAACGAUGAGCGCGAGUUGCUGAACCCGCAGGCAUCCGCAUGGCUCGCCGCGCUGAAACAUGCUCAAAAGCGUGUGUUCAUCCAGACGCCAACGUUCAGUGCGCCGCCCGUCGUCGAGGGUGUGUUGAGCGCAGUGAGAAGAGGCAUCGAAGUUAUUCUAUACGUGGAUGUCGGAUUCAACGAUGGCGGUGAGGUCUUGCCUUAUCAAGGAGGCGCGAACGAGGUAGUCGUAAGGGAAAUGUACGCACAGUUGGCAGAGGAGGAGAAGGAGAGGUUGAAGUAUUAUUGGUACACGGCGAGGGAUCAAGUCAAGCCAAUAAAUGCACACCUGCAGCAGCGGAAUUGCCAUGUCAAGCUCAUGGUUGUCGACGACACCGUAGGUAUCAUGGGCAACGGGAAUCAAGACGUUCAAUCCUGGUACCAUAGCCAAGAGGUGAACGUGAUGAUAGACAGCCCGCAUAUCUGUGCCGAAUGGCUGGACGCGGUGGACCGCGUGCAGAACACGCAUCUGCAUCGCGUCGGGCUCGACGGCGUGUACCGUGAUGCUCAGGGAGUUGAACUGCCGGACUCGACGGGCUUGACGAAGGGCGUUCGCGGCGUGAUCAGGGGCAUACAGGGGAGUAUCGCACGGGUACAGGGUAAAGGCGGAUUUUAAGUGUGGAAAUGCUGCGUUGUUGGUGUGUGAGAUUAAUGGGUGCAGGUGCAGGCGUGAAUCUGGCGUGGACGAUGCUUCUUGGUUCGGACUCAUGCAGUUUAUACCGUUCUUCGCUGAUCUGGUUUAUGUCAACCUACAGAUUUGUAAUAUUUUGAUACUGUGCCGUCGUGUAAGUGUGCGUGAAUUUG